AUGUUCCAGGUGAUAUCGACCCGAACAGCUGGGUUCACAGUUACACCCGUCUCCCAGCUCCAACCAGCGAUCCAAGUUUCCUUUGUUGUGAUGAUGUAUAUCUCCGCGUUCCCGACGACGAUGACGAUGCGCAAGACGAACAUCUACGAAGAGAAGAGCCUAGGUAUCUACGACGACGACGACGACGACGACGAAGAAGAAGAAGAAGAAGAAGGGCAUAAUAAGAAUAAGAAUGAUAAUGACCUCCAAAGGCUACUAGAGGAACAACUCUGCUUCGAUGUGUGGUACAUCGUCCUUGGGCUAUUCCUCAUCACGCUGGCCGAGGGCCGUCGUAUCCAGACGGGCCACGGCAACGCUUCGAAAAGCGGGGAACUAUUACUCCAUGAGGAGCAGUUUACAUUAUUUGCGGUGCUGUUUGAGAUAGUCGCGGCAUACGGCACGGUCGGACUGUCGGUGGGAGACGGCGGAAGCGGGAGGUCAUUCAGCGGAGGAAUGCGGAUGUGGUCGAAAGUGGUGAUUCUGGCGAUGCAGGUGCGCGGGAGACAUCGAGGGCUGCCGUGUAGGCUGGAUCAUGCGGUUCUGCUUCCUAAUGAGAGGGAGGUAGAAGAACAGUUGGUUUAG
Monascus purpureus is the source of this 621-nucleotide messenger RNA. The record is from the annotation of a GenBank genome assembly. Lineage: Eukaryota; Fungi; Ascomycota; Eurotiomycetes; Eurotiales; Aspergillaceae.